AUGCGCUUAGCUACAGCUAUAAGAUUUAAUAAACUUUCACAAGCGUAUGAAGGUUUUAACGAACUCACGAAGCAUGAGCAAGAACCAGAAGGAGUGCCUAUUCACAUUAAUGUGAUUAAAGAAAUUAAAGCUGGAAGUAUUAUUUUAGAAAAAUUCAUGCUAAACCAGCUUCAGUCCCGAAGCGCAAGCGACGUCAUUUUUAAAUGUUUAUUAGGCUCAAAUUCAGGAGAAGACUAUUUAGAGCAACGUCUUGAAAUCCUUGAACACCUCGUUACAAAGCUAGGAUUUGAGGAAUAUCCAAUAAUUCCAGCUAAUGCUGAGCUGAUUAUAACAAGAAUCAUUAGUACCGAAUCAAUUUCUGUUAGAAAUCACCUUCUACUAAUAAAGUUUUUAAGCAGCCCUGAGGUAUUAGAGCUUCUUUUUGACAACCUUAAAACCUGCACAAAUUUUAAACCUUCUGCAAAGGUUCUAAAAUUUUUGAUAAUGAAAAAUAAAGAGCUUCAAACGGUAGGAGAAACAUUGAUAAGUGCGUCUGGAGUCAGUAUUUUAGAAACGUAUGCAGAGAACCUUGAUGUAAUUGUUCAUAUUUUGCGAAAUAAUAAAAAUGAAAAUGUCAAAAACCAAGCGGGCCUCUAUGCGCAACCAAUUGGUGAAGGAAGAAUUUUAUUAAUGGAGACUCUGAAUCUCUUAAUAAGUUUUGAAAACAAUACCUUAUGCGAUAUAAUCGCUGAAUCAGGAGCAGCUGAAGCUUUGACAGAAUUAUUUGACUAUAAUGACUGAAAUAGCAUAUUUCAUUGCACUUAACCUUAAACUUAGUUAGAUUUUUAAAAACUCCCUGUCGGGAUCCCAAGAUCCUUAUUCCUUUCAUAACGCUCCACUUUGUCUGCUUAACCGAUAAUUGUAUCACAACCUACAAAAUCUUGCUCCUACCAGACAUAGGCCUGCACAUGCUCCCUGCUAGUCUGAAGCUUUGGAUCACCGUGCCAUAUGCCAACUGGGUUUGGCUUCUAGAAAAUUCGAAAAACAAAUUUACGGUCACCUGCCGGCAAGUUGAAAAUUCGUAGUCUAAGACACAAGGCCUGGUACCGCUCUGGGGAAUGUUCCCGAUCGACCAGGAGGGACCUUAUUAGUAUUGCAGGGACAUCCCUUUCCAACCCAGGACUCCAUCUUCCUCCGAGGUAAAACCUUGGCCAGGAAUGAGGUGCGGUCCUCAAGCCCGGACAUUGCACUCUACCAAGCCAAGCAAAACCUGGCCAGAUACACAUUCCUAAACAAUAUCCUCCCUUCCACAAGGUCCCUGGGUCUCCUCAACUACAGGUGUUAGGAGGUUGGGUUGGUUACCCACGUCAUUUUUAUGUAUAUGCAUAUUCAUUGCACUUACCUAAAUUUUGUUAAAAUUAUCCUUUUAAGCGACUCUCUCAAGCUUAAAGAAGCUUUAAUUUUGCAAGCUGGACUUCCCAAAAUUUUAAUGAAGCACGGAUAUCAUCCAAUAGCUAAAUUAAAUCCAGAUAUAAGAAAGGGAAAAAUGGGCCAUAUACAUAAGCUUGCAAAUUUAUUAGUCAGAUACGAAAUUUUUGACCUAUGUCAAAUAAACAGUAGAGAUCUUGAAGACUGGAAAAGUUUCAUAAAGGCCAAAAUUGUAAAGCAGAAUGAAAUAGAAGCAAGAGAACUCGGCGAGAAUAAUAGCACAUAUAAUGACAGCACAAGUGAUGAAGAACCAAAUCCUGAUUUACAGAUUAAUGAUAAAAUUGAAGCAAAAGUACUAGAAGACGAGCCAGAAUCUGAGGAUUUUAAAGAUGAUGCAAAACCAGAAACUAAUGCUGUUGCUGCUCAACCUGUGCAAGCAUUUGAUAAAGAGUAUGGCUAUUAUGAUUCUGCAUUUUGGAGAAUUCCUGUGAUGUUUGCAGAUGUUGAAGCAAUAGAUUAA
Blepharisma stoltei is the source of this 1927-nucleotide messenger RNA. The record is from the annotation of a GenBank genome assembly. NCBI's taxonomy places the organism in Eukaryota, Ciliophora, Heterotrichea, Heterotrichida, Blepharismidae.